Molecule: messenger RNA, 1329 nt
Organism: Miscanthus lutarioriparius
Lineage: Eukaryota; Viridiplantae; Streptophyta; Magnoliopsida; Poales; Poaceae
Source: the annotation of a GenBank genome assembly
AUGCAGCUCGGGUCCGGGCGUCGCUUAGUGUACCCACCGCCGGAGCAGCAAGGAGGUGGCCAUCGCCGCCGGUCCCAGCAAAGCUUAGAGGACAGGAUCAGCGGCAUCCCUGAGGACCUGCUCCUCGAGAUUAUCGUCCGUCUCAGGUCCGUCGCUGAAGCUGCAUGCGCCGGAGCGGUAUCCCGCGGCUGGCGCGACCUCUGGACUGAGCUUCCCGAGCUCACGUUCUGGUGCGCCAACCCUCUCCCUGUCGUGUCAGCGCUCGCCAGGAUCACCCGUUCCUCGGUGGACCCCCUCGACAUCAAUUUGUCAUCGGGCUGGAUGGAAGAAGACUGGGGUGGGGACGUAUCCUUGCUUCUCCGCUCCGCUGCACUUGUGUUGCCAGAGAAACUCAUCAUCUCUGUGAUGAUCCACCCCAUAAAAGACUACGCCGUCGAGCUUCCCUGCUUCGAGCGCACCUCCUACCUUAGUCUUGAGUUGAUGGGCAGCCUCCCAAUUACUUUGCCACAGUCCGGUGAGUUCACUGCGCUCAAGAGCCUUCACCUGCAAUCGUGCUGCAUCGACCUUGGCGCCCUGCUCCCCCUCUGCCCAUGUCUGCGCAUCCUGAACAUCCUGAACGUCAGCGAUCUCAGACAUGCUGACACGGUGAUUAUUCACUCGCCGUCGCUUGAGGAGUUCAGCUUGGAGAUAAAUAUUCAUGACAUCUGCCGCAUUGACAUCGCGACCCCAGUGCUUAAGGAGGUGACACUGGAGGUCGAUAUUGCCAAAGGCUUCAGCUUGUCCUUCUCGGCCCCAAUGGUGAAGAAACUCAGAUGGGGUUGCUCUUAUUCGUGCGUUACUGUUGGGUUCGGACAGAUAUGGCGCCUCGUGAGCAUAAGGGAGCGUGAGCUAGAUGAAUUUCAUGUCGUCUCGCUGACCAUAAUGAGUUCUGCUAAUUCAAAUGGUCUUCUGGAUGCAGAAUGGAGCAUUACACAGCUGAUAGCUCAUCUUCCAGUGGCUGUUUUUACUGUUUUAGAGCUGGAUCUCGAAAUAGAGGGGCAUACUUUUGGACCAAUGAUGUUUUACGUAUUCUGGUUGUUGAUCCUGUACUCCAAUUUUCUUUCAGUCGUUGAAAUUCAUGGCCUGCAAGGUGAAGAUGAUGAAGUUGAUUUCCUAAAAGCCAUACUCCGAUGUGCAACAGUGAUUCGGAGAUUGACAAUGACUAUUUCUGAUGACAUCUCACCAAGUAACAAUGGCUACGAGAAGAUCUGCAGCAUUAUGAAGGAAUAUCCUGAUGUGGAAUGCCAUAUUAUGGCAUCCGUUUCUGAGGGGUUCUUUAUCCAUGAAUAG